AUGGCGGCUGAACACCCAUCACUGCGCGGGACACCUCGUGGCCCCUGUCCCCACCGCUGUGGGUCUGAGGAUCUGAACCUGACUCCCUUGAUCACCAUUAAUGAAGAAUGGACUUUGAUCAAACCGGACAAGUGUCGCAGUGACGGAAUCGGAACUGACUUCAGCAUCCAACAACCCAACACCCCACACCAUCCAUCUUUCCUGCCUGGAGACACUGCUAUGGCAGAUGGAGCCCCAAGUCAUGACAGUGGGAAGUGUGAGGCCUGGCAUGACAUAAAUGCUCAGCCCAGCGCUGCCCUUGGCUCGCAGGUGGCGAUCAAACGAGUGGCUCGGGAGCGCAUCUCCUCGUGGGGCGAGCGGCCCAGCGGCACUCGCAUUCCCAUGGAGAUAGCCAUGUUGAGGAAGGUGCGCUCCGGCUGCAGUGCCAUCAUCCAGCUCCUCAGUUGGUUUGAGCUGCCCCACUCCUUUGUGCUGGUUCUGGAGCGUCCGGAGCCAUCGCAGGACCUCUCCGACUUCAUCAAAAAGCAGAGGUUCCUGCCCGAGGAUCUGGCGCGGGGCAUUUUCCUCCAGGUGCUGGUGGCUGUGCGGCACUGCCACAGCUGCGGUGUCCUGCACAGGGAUAUCAAGCCCAAGAACAUCAUCAUCAACUUGGCCACCAGAGAGGUCAAGCUUAUUGACUUUGGUUGCAGCACCCUCCUCAGGGACACGGUCUACACCACAUUUAGCGGAACACCUUUGUACUACCCGCCGGAGUGGUUCCGCUGGCACUGGUACCACGGCCGUCCGGCGGCGAUCUGGUCCCUGGGCGUGCUGCUGUAUGAGAUGGUGUGCGGGGUCCUCCCCUUCCGGUGCUGCGAGGACAUCGUCAGCGGGCAGCUCUUCUUCCAGCGCCGGAUCUCUGUCGAAUGCCAGCACCUCAUCAGGUGGUGCUUGUCCAUGAGAGCUCGCGACAGGCCAUCCCUGGACGAUGUGUUCAACCACCCUUGGCUGCAAACUCCACUGCCCCAGGAGACAGCUGCUCUCCACCCUCACAGCCUGAGCCAGCAGCUGGGCAAGUAA
Messenger RNA from Pezoporus flaviventris, 1059 nucleotides. RefSeq names its product serine/threonine-protein kinase pim-1-like. The record is from RefSeq and is a predicted model, not a curated record. Gene Ontology annotation, cellular component: cytoplasm. Gene Ontology annotation, biological process: protein autophosphorylation. Lineage: Eukaryota; Metazoa; Chordata; Aves; Psittaciformes; Psittacidae. Gene Ontology annotation, molecular function: protein serine/threonine kinase activity; ATP binding.